AUGGAUGAUCACGAUGAUCACGAACGUCAUAGAAAGUGCAGGGCUGUCGCUGCAAUAGUAGCUGCCGCUGUCGCCCUUGUCGCCAAGCCCGUCAAUGCCAGCGGGUCCUCCUCAACUCGGUCGUUGGAGGAGAUGAUUUACCUCGCAGUUUGCGGUGAUCCUGACUGUGCGGCAGUGUUCGAUAUCCCUUUACCCCGCCGCACUAGCGUACCGCGACAGGUGGGAUACUUCGAGCACGUUAUUCCCCUCCAGAGCGACAUGGAUUUCCGCAGCCACUUCCGCCUCUGUCGGCAAACUGUCGACAUUGUCGUUGAUGCGAUACGUGCGUCAGAACACAUGCAAGUGGACGUUACAGCCAGUGGAAAGGACAUGAUUGACGUGAAGAAGCAGGUUCUUCUUACCCUUUGGUGGCUGGGCUCCAAGAGCUGUAUAAGGGAAGUUAGUGACAAGUUCGGUCUGUCCAAGUACACCAUCUGGACAUCAACGCGACGGGUAUGUUUCGCUCUCUGCGACAUUGCCCCUCUGAUGAUCUGCUGGCCGAAAGAGAAAGGUGUCAACGACACACAAGGGCGGUUCCACCAACUGAAGGGAAUCCAUGGAAUCAUUGGUGCCAUUGACGGGAGUCAUAUACCCAUCAAAGCCCCUAUGGAAUCGACUGAUGCAUACCUGAAUCGGAAGAGAUUCCACUCUAUUGUGCUGCAAGCUGUCUGUGACGCCAAUUUGCUAUUCACAGAUGUGUUUGCUGGUUGGCCUGGUUCGGUUCACGAUGCCAGAGUGUUCAACAACAGCCCGCUCAAACAUGCCGUGGAUGAGCGCAAGGAGGAGUUCUUCCCCAUGGAGAGUUUCAUCCUUGGGGACUCCGCAUACCCUCUUCUGCCAUGGCUGAUCACCCCAUAUCGUGAUGCCGGUAACAACGGAAUUUCAAUUUCAAUCAUUCAUCUUCCCGUAUGGUGA
This is a messenger RNA of Sycon ciliatum, 954 nucleotides long. RefSeq lists its product as uncharacterized. Bases 1 to 954 code for a protein of 317 amino acids. The record is from RefSeq and is a predicted model, not a curated record. The transcript has a single exon. Lineage: Eukaryota; Metazoa; Porifera; Calcarea; Leucosolenida; Sycettidae.